This is a messenger RNA of Nymphalis io (European peacock), 698 nucleotides long. RefSeq names its product anaphase-promoting complex subunit 15-like. The transcript is spliced from 3 exons. Gene Ontology annotation, cellular component: anaphase-promoting complex. The record is from RefSeq and is a predicted model, not a curated record. NCBI's taxonomy places the organism in Eukaryota, Metazoa, Arthropoda, Insecta, Lepidoptera, Nymphalidae. Gene Ontology annotation, biological process: regulation of mitotic cell cycle spindle assembly checkpoint. The coding region runs from base 200 to 604 and encodes 134 amino acids.
GAAGACGCUUCUCAGAGAUUGGCAGCACUGAUUUCAAGUUAAUAACGGACAUUGACAGUUGACUAUUACAACAAAAUGGCAUUGAUUUAAAAGUAUACCUACUAGUUAGUCGUUUGGAUAUCUAUAUUUAUUGACAUAAAUUAUAACAAGGAAAAACCUUUGUUUAAUACAAUAAUUGUGCGAAAACUGAAAUUUAAACAUGAAUGUACCGUUCCCAUUAUUGUUUCCACGUUUUGUGGAUCCUUCUUGGUUUAGCGCCGACAGCCCCUGUGACGAGGACGCCGAAUUAACUAACAUGGAACAAGCUCAUCAACAAUGGCUUAAUUCCAUUGGGCAGCAAUAUAUGAAACGUCCACCAUUGGGUAAAGUGGAUCCGGAACCCCUGGAGGAAGAGGCUGAGUCUGAUGAAGAAGAAGAAGAAGAGGUUAAUGAUGAAUCUGAUGAAUCGGAGGAGUCACAUGAUGAAGAUGAAGAGGAAGAACUACGUGCUUAUUCACCUUUAAGUAAUAAUAAUAUACUAGAGCCUGAAGCUUUAGAAGAUCCCAAUGAAAACCCAGAGAACAACAACAAUCCUGACCAAGGUGCUCUUUGGCCUAUUCAGUAACUUUGACAUGCACAUGAUCUUAUUUAUCAGUGUAUGAAUAUCUUUAUAUUUUCUGUAUAAAUGUAUAAGCAAAAUUAAAUUUAAAAGAAACCAA